AUGAGGCAGGGCUGUGGCAACGUCCGUCAGUGUGGUGGAACAUCAGGGAGCAGGGCUGUGACAACGUCCGUCAGCGUGGUGGAACAUCAGGGAGGCAGGGCUGCGUCAAUGGCCGUCAGCGUGGUGGAACAUCUGGGAGGCAGGGCUGUGACAAUGUCCGUCAGCAUGGUGGAGCAUCAGGGAGGCGGGGCUGUGACAAUGUCCGUCAGCCUGGUGGAACAUCAGGGAGGCGGGGCUGUGACAAGGUCCGUCAGUGUGGUGGAACAUCAGGAAGGCAGGGCUGUGACAACGUCCAUCAGUGUGGUGGAACAUGAAGGAGGUGGGGCUGUGACAACGUCCAUCAGCGUGGUGGAACGUCAGGGAGGCAGGGCUGUGACAACGUCCGUCAGCGUGGUGGGCCAUCAGGGACGCAGGGCUGUGACAACGUCCGUCAGUGUGGUGGGACAUCAGGGAGACAGGGCUGUGACAACGUCCGUCAGUGUGGUGGGACAUCAGGGAGGCAAUGCUGUGACAACGUCCGUCCGCGUGGUGGAACAUCAGGGAGGCGGGGCUGUGACAAGGUCCAUCAGUGUGGUGGAACAUCAGGGAGGCAGGGCUGUGACAACAUCCGUCAGCAUGGUGCACCAUCAGGGAGGUAGGGCUGUGACAACGUCUGUCUGUGUCGUGGAGCAUCAGGGAUGCAGGGCUGUGGCAAAAUCUGUCAGCAUGGUGGGACAUCGGGGAGGCAGGGCUGUGACAACGUCUGUCAGCUUGGUGGGCCAUAAGGGAGGCAGGGCUGUGACAACGUCCGUCAGCGUGGUGGAACAUCAGGGAGGCAGGGCUGUGACAACGUCCGUCAGCGUGGUGGGCCAUCAGGGACGCAGGGCUGUAACAACGUCCGUCAGUGUGGUGGGACAUCAGGGAGACAGGGCUGUGACAACGUCCGUCAGUGUGGUGGGACAUCAGGGAGGCAAUGCUGUGACAACGUCCGUCCGCGUGGUGGGACAUCAGGGAGGCAGGGCUGUGACAACGUCCGUCAGUGUGGUGGAACAUCAGGGAGGCAGGGCUGUGACAACGUCCGUCAGCGUGGUGGAACAUCAGGGAGGCAGGGCUGCAUCAACGGCCGUCAGCGUGGUGGACCAUCUGGGAGGCAGGGCUGUGACAACGUCCGUCAGUGUGGUGGAACAUCAGGGAGGCAGGGCUGUGACAAUGUCCGUCAGCAUGGUGGACCAUCAGGGAGGUGAGGCUAUGACAAUGUCCGUCAGCGUGGUGGAACAUCAGGGAGGCGGGGCUGUGACAAGGUCCGUCAGCGUGGUGGAACAUCAGGAAGGCGGGGCUGUGACAACAUCCAUCAGUGUGGUGGAACAUGAAGGAGGCGGGGCUGUGACAACGUCCAUCAGCGUGGUGGAACAUCAGGGAGGCGGGGCUGUGACAAUGUCCGUCAGUGUGGUGGAACAUCAGGGAGGCAGGGCUGUGACAACAUCCGUCAGCAUGGUGCACCAUCAGGGAGGCAGGGCUGUGACAACGUCCGUCAGUGUGGUGGAGCAUCAGGGAUGCAGGGCUGUGGCAAAAUCUGUCAGCGUGGUGGGACAUCAGGGAGGCAGGGCUGUGACAACGUCUGUCAGCUUGGUGUGCCAUCAGGGAGGCAGGGCUGUGACUACGUCCGUCAGCGUGGUGGAACGUCAGGGAGGCAGGGCUGUGACCACGUCCGACAGCGUGGUGGACCAUCAGGGAGGCAGGGCUGUGACAACGUCCGUCAGCGUGGUGGAACAUCAGGGAGGCAGGGCUGUGGCAACGUCCGUCACCGUGGUCGACCAUCAUGGAGGCAGGGCUGUGACAACGUCCGUCAGCGUGGUGAACCAUCUGGGAGGCAGGGCUGUGGCAACGUCCGUCAGCGUCGUGAUACAUCAUUGA
Messenger RNA from Schistocerca gregaria, 1893 nucleotides. RefSeq lists its product as uncharacterized. NCBI's taxonomy places the organism in Eukaryota, Metazoa, Arthropoda, Insecta, Orthoptera, Acrididae. Bases 1 to 1893 code for a protein of 630 amino acids. The transcript has a single exon. The record is from RefSeq and is a predicted model, not a curated record.